CUCCCAGCCUGGUUCAAGCUGCUGGGAGUAGCUUAGUAGCGAUCGUGAGGCUUACCGCUCCGCUCAUAUCUUCCGCCUCGCGCGCGGAAAUCGCUCGUGCGACGGCCAGUAAGUUUAGCCUCGUGCUGUCGCGUGGGAGCGGCGCGCGGUAGGGAGUGCGAUGAAGAAGGGAAUCCACCCCGCGCUGCAGUGGCUGAGCCUCGUGACCCCGCAGGGCCGCCUCGUGCGCGUGCUGUCCGCGCAGGUGUUCAAAUCCGACCGGCCGUUCUACAUCCGCGACCCGGGCAAGAAGGCCGAGACGGAGGGCCAGAUCGCGAAAUUUAACAAGCGGUACAACAUCAGCGCGCAGGCGAAGGAGACCAAGGAGGCGUCAAAGGAGGCGAAGGAGUAGAGCUGGCGCAGUUACGCAGCCGGCAGGCGGAUGGCAGCCGCCACGUCAGCAUGUGGCAGACCGACGUCAGCGCGUGGCGCGCUGCCAGCGAUUCUACCGCCUGUGGCUGCGAGGGGGGAACUGGC
Closterium sp. NIES-67 is the source of this 516-nucleotide messenger RNA. NCBI's taxonomy places the organism in Eukaryota, Viridiplantae, Streptophyta, Zygnematophyceae, Desmidiales, Closteriaceae. The record is from the annotation of a GenBank genome assembly.